Molecule: messenger RNA, 312 nt
Organism: Melampsora larici-populina 98AG31
Lineage: Eukaryota; Fungi; Basidiomycota; Pucciniomycetes; Pucciniales; Melampsoraceae
Exons: 2
Coding region: 1-312 (103 amino acids)
Source: RefSeq, a predicted model, not a curated record
AUGAUUGCCCAUUUCUGUGCCCGUGUGAGCCAAAUCGUUGCGGCUAGUGGAACUCAUCAAUCUGAUGUUAGGCAAAUCCAAGCCCCAUCGAAUUUAUCUCACAUUGAGGAACAUUUUAUGGUCCAUCAAGCUGGUUUGACUUCUAAAGAUUCUCAGCGGCUACGGCGGCGUUGUCAAGGCCAGGAAGCGCGCCAUAAGGUGGACAGCAUCUCAAAUGAGUCUGUGAAGAUAGCAAACUUAACUUCAAAUCCCGGUAGAGCUUGUAUUACUCAUCCAGAUUGUUGCAGAUCCAUUGGACAUGAGAGGACAUGA